AUGAUGGUCUUCCAUGGAAGCGAGCUCAACUCGCCAAGCCCGCCAGCACAAGUGCCCACUGUGGACGAACCCGAGGAAGAACCAAAGAAAUCUCUUCAACAUGUCAAGCGCCCCAUGAACGCGUUUAUGGUUUGGAGCCAGAUCGAGCGUAGAAAAAUGGCCGAAGAGCACCCUGACAUGCAUAACGCCGAGAUCAGCAAACGUCUGGGAAAACGCUGGAAGCUGCUCUCGGAGGGUGAAAAGAGACCGUUUGUAGAGGAAUCGGAGCGUCUUCGCAUAAGACACAUGCAAGCUUAUCCCGAUUACAAAUACCGUCCGCGUAAGAAAAAGCAACCCAGUAAGAAGAAUAGCAACGGUGCACCAGAUAGUAAAAACUCGAAUUCCGCGGAAGGGCACUCAAGGAAGAACGUCGCAGAAGCGGCGGGCACCAAGCGCGAAGCCCUUCCCGGCGCGCACGGAUUUCCUGGCUUGAGUUCCUCCAAGAAACACGGCAGUUCCCUCGGCGAGCCUCCGUUCAAGAAGCAACGACGCGAUUUCGUUUCGCCGAUCACCCCACCACCGAAUGUUCCCGAUGCGAUCGGCACCACACCAGAGGACCCUAUUGAUCAGCUUUCGUUGUAUGACGACUUCGAGCAAGCGUUCAAACAAGAUCAGCAAGUGCCUACGAGUGUAAAUCACAACCAACAGAUUCCCAACUCGUGGCCAAGCUUAGAAUUUGGUAAUGUGAACUUCAAUGGCUUGCCUGUUUCCCCUUUGCUUGAUCUGAACGGGGCAAAUGGUGGCCAAUUUGAUUUUCCCGAUCUUUAUACCCCACCUGAGGUUUCUGAGCUUAUUCAAGGUCAGUGGCUAGAGAACUCUCUCGGACAUUUGUAGCUGAUUGUAGUUUUCGCCGUGAAAUGUUGUGCUGGUGGAAGGACACUACUUUUGACUUGUGGAAUUUCCCCUUCUAGAGAUUUUUAUAAGCUUAAAAACAUUCGCGGGGUUGUUGUUUGAACCCUUCGUUUUUUCUAACCGCUAUGGACACGUUAUCUGUGUAUAGUUUUUUUUUCGACCGAAGAUUUAUUUCGUUCAUUUUGUAUUGACUGGUGUAUUCUCGUUUUAGAGAGCUUUUAUUAAGAUAAUUGUACAAAAAAGGAUCCUAAAUAAUUUAAAAGUUCUCCGAAGUGCUGUAUUUUUACGAAUUUCUCUUUUCCCUCGCCAUGAAGCGUGUUUAAAAGUGAAUCAAAAUUGAAGAGGAGAAAAUUAUAAUACUAUUAUUAUGAAAAUUUAAACUGUGUGUGUUUAUUCUUCCAAAGCGCGCACGAGCCAUGCACGGUGCAAAUCAGAGACAGCCGUUUCAAAAAGGGAUCGCCAAAGCCAAAUAACUGUAAUCGUUACUAAGACGUGAGCAUUUCACUUUUACUUCACCUACAUUAGAAAUUCAUGAUUCCCGCAAAAGUUGCAACACCGUGUUUAUAUAGCUGCGCUGAACGCAUCACUGCGCAAACUGAAUUUUUUAUAAUCUUACUGCGGGUGAUAGCUUCGGCGACUUGUAUUGGAAGACAGGGCGUAAAGAAAAACAACACAUCAGUAUUGCAAUAAGCUAACGCAGCCGUUGGCUUAGAAAGAAUUCGGCGACUGUUGUUCGAAUUUAACCCGAGCGCGUCAGUUGUCAUUUUGGGCGGGGUAUGACGCCUGCAUCUGUUUUCGCACCGCAUAUUUUAAACUAAGCUUUUCCUGUGUAUUAAAAUUAGAAUAGUACACGAUUAGCUGUUGAAAAUCAUCCGCCUUAAGGGAGACCACAGGGUAGGACCAACUGCGAAAGUUGCGCGCGCUUGAUGUUCAUUACAGAUAUUUGAUCGCCUGAAGCAAAAGUCUGGUUUUUCCCUGCUGAAACGUGUCCACUUAACUGUGUUAUAAAUACUUUAUGUGAUCGCAGUGGAGCGUGGAAUCUGGAAAAAAGAUGGCAAAUUUGACUUGAGAGAUCCGCUAAAAUUAACAGCUUGCUAAAAUAAGGCACGAUCGAAGUCAGUAUUAAAGCGUCAUACGCAAAAGUAUUUAGAUACAGCCGCCCACAGAAAAAUAAAUCAAUGCCAACACGAGGUUCUGUUUACCUAUUUUCAAAGCGUAAAAAAUUAUUCCUCGUGCGUAUUUCCUCUGUCGGAUAUUAACGUAUUGAACUGCUAAUUUGUAGUCAUUUACAGCAAAGAAAAAAAGAUCUCGUGGGGCCGAAAUUAGCGUGUGUUUACUGUGGACGCGAUAUUCCGCUUUUCAAAUGUUGGCUUUCGUAAGAGCGUUCAUACAGCAAGGCACGCGUCAGAUAGUGCCUCUUUGUUCUUCGACCAAUCAGAGGCGUGUUUCGACACAAUCGUCAACCAUACAAAACAAUAGCUGGCGCGUGCGGUCAAAAUUCCACCCGUCGAUUGGCUGAUCUUCGCUGAUCGCACAUGCCGAUUGUAAAUUGCAAUGUCGCGGGGUUUUCCUGUUUACAAAUGGGCCACUUUGUACGCUAUCUGAAGUGAGCCUUCUAUUAUGAGCUCCGAUUCGAACAAUUUAGUUUUAAAACGCAUUGGGACCUAUGAUCUAACCGGAAACCGGCUUGGCAAGGGAAACUUUGCCUACGUAGAGUUAGCAACGAACCGCAUCACUAAAAGUAAGGUCUGUUAUCCAACGGUUUGCCUUUUCAAUUUCAAAGCCCUUUACAAGUGAUUGUUCGGUGGCUUAAUUACAGUUAUUGUCAAGCACUAUGGGUGUGGAGAUGGGAUAUUAUUCAAAAGAUAAAUUACUAAACGUGCGUUGUGUUAUCAUUCAGUAUUAUGUUGUUUUUUUCCCCACUAGUUACCCAGCUUGUAAUAAAUCUAAUCUCCUAGGUUGCCAUGAAAGUCAUAGAUACACGGAAAAUCAAAGACGAUUACGUUAAGAGAAACAUCCUCCGAGAAGCCCUACUCCUGAAGAAAGUCAACCAUCCGAACAUAGUUCGAUUGUACGAGACUCUCAAACAGCACUCGAUUUACUGCAUCGUGACUGAGUAUGUUUCCGGCGGCGAGUUGUUGACUUACUUACGAAGUCAGCCCGAGUCGAAAUUGAGCGAAUCACAAGCCAGACCGAUUAUGAGACAACUAAUUUCGGCGCUGUAUCACAUGCACGAAAAUGGAAUCGUCCAUCGGUAAGAUGGGUAACCGAACUAGUACCAACUGAACAUCAAUUUUGAAAACAACACAUGAGUAAUAAUGCUUUUAUCAUAAUAAGCACGAUCAACGUUGCUAGGAUAUUAAAAAACUAACGAAGAACGAUUGAACAGUUCUUCAGCGGGGAAAAAAGAAACACUUAAGGGAGUUAAAAAAAAAGGUGUCGCUUUGGGCCCACAGCACGUUUUUUCAUUAUCACUAUCGUUAUUAAAAUUUUUCCAUUUUUAUUUUAAUGAUAAUUUGUAGUCGAAGUCGCUUGGAGAUCAAGGACAAGCGAGAAAUAUGUGUCUGUAAAAGAGUGUGAGAAGAAAUCUCUUGUCCAUCUGCUACGUACAUUUCAAUUUGGAUUUAAAAUUCGAAAAAUAUAUUAAUUUAGCGGUCCUAAAACUUAUAACCCGCUUUUUAGCGCGCGACGAUUUUACUCGAAUUUAAAAUCAAUCGCAUAAAUACUUUUUCAAAAACGGACAGUUUGAGGUAAAAACUAAAUUUUCCUAAACGACGCGAUUUCAAUGGUUUCCUUUGCUAUUAACACUAGGAAAGAGCGCGGAAUGGCUACAUUUGUUCUGUGUCAUGUCGCACUUCACGCUUUUGUUGUGUUAUUUACUUCUGUCUGAAAACAGUGCGGUAAUUAAUCACAUAGUUCAUGGCUGUUUCCGAGCGACUGAAUAAAUUAGCGUCUCUAGGAUGUUUCGGUGGCGAUAAAUGUCGAAGGAAGCUUAGCUCUUCUGUCUUUUAGAGGCAAUAUCUGACUGAUUCCAAUCUUAAUCCCUUCCUUUUUGGACAAAACAUUUAACGAUCGAAGCACCGGAAAUUUCCCCAUUUAACAUUUGCAGGGACAACAAACGAUUUGUGCGUUAAGUAAAACAAUAACACUAAGAAGGCUUUUUCCUCUCCUGUUUUAAUGAAAAUAAAAAAACAUUGGGGAGUUUCUACAAAACACAAUAAGCGACGUGUUCAAAACAGAAGAUUACGACUUCCGUAGAUUCUAGACGAAAGCUUUUAAACCUUCCAGUUAGUUUUGAACAUUAUUUAGCCAGCUGCAAGCUGGGUUUAUAUGCUAAUGAUUGCAGAAUACAUUCAACUUUUAGAAACUUACAAUUCCCUACUUCGUGUUAUUUUGUAUGAAGAUGAAUCAUGAAACUAAAGAGUCUGUUAAUUUCUAGAUUGAAGAGACCAUCUGCCUGUUCACCUCCAGCCGAGUCAUAAAUUAUUGACGGCAUAUUUUCCAAGUGAAAAAAAAAAACACUUAAUUUCCGUGCGCAACAAGUGUCUGGAGACAUUGAGUUUCUUUAAAAGCAAUAUCCGCGAUUCAUUCGGUCUAAAACACCACAUCUGAAUAAACACUGUCAUGAAGAAAAUAAAGAAGGACCAAUCUAAGUCGAUCAACAUAUUCAAAUGAGUAAAAAUAAUGGAAUAUCGUCUGAGAUAAAUUGUCACCCGAGACUAAAGAAGAAAUGAAUUUAUUCAUGUAAUUAAUUUUACCGCAAACAGCUUAAGUUUUUCAAUGUUAUCGACGAGAAAAAUGCGCUAAAGAGCGACACUAGCAAGGAAAACUCUUCGCUAGGCCAAUAAAAAGAAGUACCGUAUUCACUGAGUGAUGGUGAAAGAAAAAAAACCUAAAGUUUCAAAAAUAACCUGUGUUUUGUACCAACAUAUUUUCAAUAAUUUACACGCAAACCGUGGUUUUAUCAUCAGUUGGUUUUUUAGGGACCACAUCUGUCAAUCAUUUUCAAUAUCUCAUUCAUAGAGGAGACUCCUAGGUGUGUCAUAUCCAAUACAUCUGCCGUAUCCUCCACCCUAAAACAAAUAGACAAAAAUUUUACAGCUUUACCUCACUCCAACUGAGGAAGGUAACAUUGAAAAAAAUUUAAUAAUAACUUGUAAACAGAUUCAACACGUUCAGGGGCAUUUUUCUAAAGUACAAAAGCCAUACACAAUUGAAAUCCAGUGAGAAUUUGAAAUUGUAGAGAAUGGCAAAAAGGUUUAAAGAUAAUCACACAGCGAAUUAAGAAUACAGUUGACGAUACUAGGACAAAUUUACCUUUCUCGAUUGAAUCGAAAAUCUGUUCUAUGUAGGUGAAUGCUUUGCCUUUUCUUCUUUCUUUUUUUGACUUACUUCUUCUCUAGCAAAUCUUCAGAAAUAAAUGAAAACAAAGUCAACAUUACCAUAUGAAAAACCGUUUACACUAAAUUUAAUUUGGGACCUCCAAGAUCAGAAAGUGUGGAUAUGAAAUUAAUGACAAGACAGACAAAAGUGACAGUAAAGUAAUAACAUCUACAGAAAUCCAUUAAUCAAUUUUGUGAGGAAAAGAUGGAGAAUGCCUUUUAUGAAAUAUUUAUAUGUCUAAUGAUGAUAUCAAGCAUUGAAAUAAAUUUUCAUUGAUGUCUGGAAGCUUGACUGCAUAAUAUAUUUUAUUUCAUGAUGAUAUCAUGAUAACUACCCUUUCUGAAUAUUAUCUUAUUUUCUCGCCACUAAAAAUUCCCAUAACCUUUAGGUUAAUCAUAGCACUGGAAACUGAUAGUAUUAUUAGCCUAUGUUUUAAGAAUUCAGGGUGAAGGCGAAAAAAGUAGACACACAAGAGAAUAAAAACAUAUGCUUUCCUCAUGCCUCUGUUAGUUCAUGCUGUCAAGGUUUUGAUCAAAAACACCCUCACCCAAUUAAACCAAAUGCCUGUUACCCAACCAGAGCAUCAUUUACAAUAACUGACUGUACAUACAGUCUAAGACAAUGCCCACAAAACUACUAAAAAAGUUUCUUUUCUUGCAUUUGUUUUUUCCUAGGGACCUUAAAAUGGAAAAUAUCCUUCUGGAUGAAAGUAAAAAGAACAUCAAGAUAGUUGGUAUGAAGAUGAAAUGCUUUCUUUAACCAUUCACAUCCUAACAUCAGUAGGCAUAUUCUCCAUACUAUUCUCUAAAGUUUCCUGAGGUACUGAUAGGGAGAAUUUGUUCAACAAUCAAAAGCUUCUUUCGUUGGUGAUCAUUUCCUUUAUUGUAACCUUAACCCUUUAACCCCAAAGAGUGACUAGCAUCUAAUUUCUCCUUACAAUAUCACCCCUGAAUCACUCAUUGAUGUUAUGAGAAAAAAGGAACUGAUCACCAGCUAAAGAGACUCUUGAUUGUUAGACAAAUUCUCCUUGUCAGCACCUUAGUGAAUGUACAGAGAACAGUUUGGAGAAUAUGAAUACUGAUGUUAUGGUGUAAAAGGGUUAAUGCGUGAUUCUGGGGUGAUAUUGUAGACUGAAGAAGUUAGGUGGAGUAAAAGUUAAACCUAUUUUAGGAGGCACAAUAUUAAGUAGUCACCCUGUAAUAAGCAGUCGGUUAGCAAAAGUCCCAAUGUUUUUUUUCACCCUUAAAAAUGAUUAAUUUUGCAUCCUUUGCCCAGCAAGCAAUUUUCACCUCUAUUAAGUGGUUGAGUCACCUUUGAGUGAGUCCCGAUGACCUGUUUGUUUUCUUCUCCACCUAAUCAACCCUUUAACUCCCAAGAUCUGAUUGUUAAUUCUCCCCUCUACCUACUACAUAUUUCCUUGUAAGUAAGCUACAAGAAUUUGAUGUUAGAUCAUGGUAACAACUUCAACUUGAUAAGUUUAAGUAUUCUCAUUAACUGUCCAUCAGAUAAUGUAUGGAUAUUUUAGGGAGAAAUAAGUUAUAAAUCACUCCUGUGAGUUUAAGGGUUAAACAGCUACUUAAAGUAGAACCACUUAAAUAAAGCAGAACCACUUAAAUAAAGCUGAGAACAAUAUUGAAAGUAAAUUUAAUCCAUGCUUCCCUCCCCAAAAUGUUAGUGCUAUUCUUGAGUGAGUUUUAGUACAAUUAGUGGUCAAUAACCACAUAAAAUAAUAGUUUUUUUUAAAAUUGGUUUUUUAUAUUACCCCUAUUUUUUGGAACCUGCACUGUAUCUAGUGGUCAUUCCACCAUUCCCUGUAAAUGACCACUUAAUAAAGGUUUGAUUGUAGAUGGUAGUCACUCAUGAAGAGACCAAGGGUUAAACAACUCCUCCUGAUAUUUAUCACAAACAGCUUGAUUAGAAACUUGGUCUUUUCAUUGUCAAUAGUUGCAUGUAUUAGGAAUGGAUUGUUGUAUACAUUCAGUACCCAUUUAAGAUUUAUAUGUUUGACUGAAAAAAAGGGAAAACCCUCUUGGUGCUAAGUUACUGCUAUUGAUGAUGUUAAGAGACAUAAAUAGUUCCAAUCUCCCGCACAUUGUAAACCACUAUUAAAAUCUCAGCAUUUACAAUGGAAUAAAUUCAAAAACUAUGAAAAAGUCAUUUUUCCCCUCUCUACAUUUCCUGCUGACAAAAAUAUACAUUUUUAAAAGGGUUAAAUUAUGCAAAAAUUUGAUAACCAUCCAAAGUAAUUUUUCACACUUUUUGGGACAUCUUGCCAAGAGUUUCCUACAAAGCAGGACACUAUGCCUCAAAACUCUUGGCUUUGUGCUGAAUUGGAUGAGCGAGACCAACACAAAUAUGGAUCAGACAACAAAUACUGAUGAUGUGUUUGAUUUUAACAAAAUUAAAAUUAAGCUAAAGAGAUAAACCCUUUUCUAUGACCUUUACUAUUUCUGUCUGUAAAUGUGCUUUUGUUUUCCUUGCAGACUUUGGCCUCAGUAACAUCUGUGAAGGUGACAAACUCCUCAAAACACAAUGUGGCUCCCCUGAGUAUGCUGCACCAGAAUUGUUCAGACGUGGCUGUCAAUAUGGGACAGAGGUUGAUUUAUGGAGUCUGUGAGUACAAAAAUUUAUAAGAGUAAUUAUUUUUAAGUAUGAAAAAAGCUCCGUAUUCAAGAAGAAGGGCAUGGGGAAAGAAAAGAAAUUAAAUCACCACCACAGCACAAGGAGAUACCAGAAAGAGUACUUGUCCUCAAUUAAAUUGGGAAAAAAUAAUUUAUCUCAAAGUGAUAUUUCCCCUCACCUUUAAUUCAACAAGACCCUUAAUCAAGGGAAAGGGUCAUAUCAUUUCUACACUGCACCCCCUCUCCAUAAAAUAAAAAAAAUCAUGAAUAUUGCAAAUUGUGCAUGAUGGUGAGGUGCUCUAAAGGGUGAUUCUAUAUUGCUGUGAUAUUUGCCGUGAAUUUGACCUUGAUUAAAACAAGUUUGGUCCUGAUCCUCUGAGUACGUUACAUUCCUUAAAGGUCACCUAAAUGAUUUCCUAUCUGAAAGGUUAUCAUUUCUCUGUUGCUCCCAUUUCUUUUUUUUUCACAUCUAAAAGUAAUUUGAAAACCAAAAUAAUAGAAUGUUUGUGUGGUAGACCAUAACUUAUUAGAUAUCACUCUAAGUGAGACACAGUUAUCCUCCUCUGAAACUGAAUUGUCAUGAUCAUAUUUGAGAGACAGUUUUUAAAUUUAAUUUGCGAUUGGAAUUUUUUUUGCAAGAAGAUGUACAAGAAAAUUGACAACAGGAAUUGUAGAUUAAUGAUGACUUGAGCUAGUCCUCAGGGAAGGGGAAAGUCAUCAUUGUAAAGGUUUGAGUUUCAUAGUGGGAUGGAAGAAAGGAUUUAUCUUUACACCUCCGUUAUUAGAGCUUCAAUACGUUAUACAUAUGAAUGCUUUCAGAGGUGUAAAUUCAUGACACCAUCAAAAUAUUUAAACAAAAAUGGAAACUGGGAUCAAGCAGAGCCAUUUUGACACCACUUGUACAUCAUUUCCAAUCUUUGAACACCACCAGAGCUUCUGACUUUUUGUGACAAAUGAUGUCCCAUUUGGUCUGUUAUCAUUUAUCUAAAAUUAUCUAAAUUUUUCCAGAGGCGUUGUUAUGUAUGGCAUCAUCGUUGGAAGGCUGCCAUUCAGGUAAAAAUGAAUUUACCUCUUCUAAGAUUCGUGAGUUUGUGACUUGUGUGUUCAUUAAGUAAACACUUGAGGUCAAAGUUAACAUAACCCAGAGCUGGAAAUAACAGCCGGUCAUCUGACAUUGUCCAACCAAAUUUUGAAUAUGUCCAGCCAAUUUCACAUUAUGAUCAGACAUGAUAUCUGAACAUUUCAUCAACACAAUUUGCCUUCCCCAAAAGGUAUUAUCUAUCCAUGAAAGUUGCUUAGAGGAAUUGUUUGAGCUAUAUUGAAAAGGUAACCUAUAAAGCAGAGGUAUUCCAAAUAUAUCACCCUGUAAUGCACUGUGUGCAUCAAGAUAUGCUGUUAGCAUUUUAUACAUGUACCCUCAAGUCCCGCAAAGUAAUGCCCUGUACAAUGGCAAAGGCUGGUCAAAAAAUGACAUUUAAGUUUAAUGUUAACUAGUGGCCUGUUCAAAUCAUUUAUGAAAGAAGAUUUCUAUUGAAAUUAUAACUACAUAAUAAUUUCAAUAGUAUUAAUUGCCAUUAAUCAGAUGCAAGAUGAAUGCGUAAGAAAAACAAAACAAAUGCUUUUUUUUGAUCAGUCACGUUGCAAAUAUUGGCAGCCACUUUGUAUUCUUUCAAGAUUACAGAUCUUUUUUCAUUUGUGAAGGUGAAGAAAAACCCAAUGGAUUUUAUUAAGUUUUUGCAUGUUCGGUCAACUCUAAAGACGUUUGAUGUAAAGCAAGGGUUGCCUGAGUAACAGAUGACCAGCGAGGAAUAAAUUAUAGUCUGCGGUAGCAACUCAUAAAAGUGUUUUUAAUAAAGCAUAAACUUGUGCUGGACAAAAUAUUUUCAGGGAAAGGGUUUUUUAAAAUUAUUUACGAAAUUAAAAAUUGAAUGUCAGAUCGCCAACACUUGUAAUGAAUAUUUUGUGAGGAAAUAAAGUUUUGACCGGCCAGACAGCACGUCGCUAAGUGUUUAUUUAUUAUCAUUUAAAUUGCUCGAAUUUACGUCUUGUUUUUGCAAGUGAAAAAGGUCAAAAUGAAAAUAAAUAAACCAUUUAGACCACAAAUUACGGCCUUUUGGCAGGUUGCACAAAACUACCACACAACUCCUUUUUUCAUUUAGGAGAAUUUGUACUUUAUCAAAAUCCUAGGGACUGAUUAGAUCGCCUGCAAGACAACCAGGUGAUAUGCCACGAUUAAGGGUGCAUUCUUUGGGGAGAAUCCAGAUCAGGAUUUCUGAUCUGUGGCGUUACUUUCAAGCAAAUCCAUUUUCAGAUCAGUGAUCUAUCAAAUCCACUCUAGACAAGGAUUCAUCAAAUCACUGAUCUGUGUGAUCUAAAGACGGAUCAUUGGAUCAAUGAUCCAAUGCGUUCCUUUGGGCAAAGGAUACGAAAUUAAUCAUUUUGCCCAGCGGGGCUCAAUUUCAGACAAGUAGGUACUUCAUAUAUUGACCGGAAAGAUUGUUGUUAAUCGCUUCACAAAUUCUGCGAUAAACACGAAAUAAAAUAGAUUUUGUAAUGUUAAAUCGAUCGGCCACUGAUCACAGGAAUUCAGGGUUCCCAAGUUUCCAUAUCGUAAUCAAUACUUGCUUCUGUUUUAAAUCCAUCUUUUGAGUUUACCAUGAAAAAGUGUGCUUCUAAUGAAUAGUGCUAAUUAGAAAAAUUUUGCGCGCUAAAAGCCCGUGCAGUUAGACGAGCCAUUCAGGGAAGAGCUCAAUAACCCACGUGCAUACACAAGUCUUAAAAUAGCGUACUUUUUGGAAUUCUCUGAGAGCUCGUCUUAAACUCCGUUCCUUUCAUGCACCGUGAUCUGUGUGAUCUUCGAUCACAAAUCCUAAUCCGGAUCUUCUCAAAGGAACGCAUCCUAAGCCUCAUUUUGAUGUGAACCAAGGAAAAAAAAGAGGUGUCGCCGUCAUUUCUUGAUUGGUGAAAGGCAAAAUACAAGAAAGCUCUACCCUGCCGACUGUUUAUUCAAAGCAGCCUCACACUGGUUUCAUAAUGCACUUAUCAGCUGCCAUCCCGGGGGUUGACCCCGGGGAACCCCGGGGCAUUUGCACCAAGACAUUUGCAAAUUCCACCUACCCAGGGCCAAUAUUAUUCCACAAAAAGCUACCACUGUCCCUCCCUCGGGGAGCAUAAUUUGAAAGGACUCCCACAUUGUAACGUAAUUUCCUUCAAAAUUGUUAAUAAAAGUUUAACAAUAAUAUAUACAGUAAGCAAAAAUAGCUAGUCCAUCUGUUUUCUGCUCACAGCGAGGUUCAGCUUUAUACCUUGUAAGUCAUAGAAGGACAAUUUUAACGAUUUCUUGCGAAAAAUAUUUUCGCUAUGUUAGGAUGACCAACAAAAGGGGACAGAUACGAGAGAAACGUAGGACACGCUUACCUUUUUCUCCGCUGCCAUUUUGGAAGCCGUUCAACGGUAAUACCCAGUCCCCGCAGUCCGGAUCUUUCAUUUUCAAGAUGGCGGCGAUGUUACAAAUCCAGCGGGUUUUUCCCCGUGUCUUGCCUCGGAAGUGCAAAAGCGGUCCAAUGCCCCCGUCCUGGGCCAGAAAUGGGCGCCAAAAGUUAGCAAAUCCCGCGCUAUUCCCCCGUAUGUCCCCGGGGUCAACCCCCCGGGAUGGCCGCCGAUAAGUGUAUAAAAAUGUAGUCAGGUUUAUAACAAAUAAAUCUACAUACCACAAAAUUUUUCCUCUAAAUGUUUGUGCCUUAUAUAGCGUAGGAACAGAAAUCGCUGAUUGGCAUCCACUGGACAACUAUCACCGUGAAUAAAAGAAGGUUUAGCACUGGUAUUUUCGAAUUUCAUGCGGCUAUUUCUUAAGUUAACAUGGAUGUUCCACAAGAUGUUGACGUAUAUAUUACCGUUUGUACCCUUCUCAACCAGUACAUCACAAAGAGGAACAUCCCCUGUGUCCUUGGAGGAUUGGAAACAAUGUCAUGACGUCGCAAGGCCCAUCCCGCCUGCCGAAAUUCGCGCGUUCUAGCCCCUUUUGUUAUUCAAUGCAUAUUUUUUAAAUUUUAUUUUUUAUUUUCAUCUCGAUUUUAAGCUGUUUUGUUUUUCUUUUUACUGUUUUUCUACUCUUAUUGUACCGCAUGUUUCCCUCCACCUGUAACACAGAGUUUUGGACGACUCAUUUGUUGUAGUAACACUUUACCGGCACCGACGAGGAAACCUGGAAUUCAGGGGUCUCAUUAAUUAGCGGAGUGGGAAAAAUUGUCUCAGAAAAUUCUGUUUUCCUCUUAAUCACGGAUAGGGUUAGUCCAUCGCAACUCGCUUCGCUCGAAACCAACUAGGUACUACCCUAGAGCCGGAAGAGUAUAACUAAUCUUGGAUUACAUAGAAUAGUAUUGUUUAAGUCACUUCUUGCUUGAUUUUUAAGCUUCGUAGCAUUUACGUUCAUGCUACUUGUUUUCAUGUGACAGAAGUCCCCACUUUGGCAGCAGAGGCCGAAGUGAGCUACUGGAUCAAACGUCUCGCGGGCUCAGCUGCACGCACAACAAAUAUCUAGUGCCUCUAACACCACGUAAGUAUGAACAAAAACGUUCUAUAAUUGAUAUAAAGCUGUCAAUCAAAUUUUUGUGAAAGCUAAUCGCAUUUUGUCUUCCCUAAUAAUAGAUUGCCGUGAUCUGCUGAGAAAACUUUUAGAGCCCAAUCCGCAGAUGCGUGCGCCCCUUCUGGACGUUAUGGAACACCCCUGGAUAACUGCUCAUGGGACUGUGCCAUUGGCGCCAAACACUGAGCAACUUAUGGACGAGCAACUGCGAGAUAAGGUGCCGAAUGAAUUUAACAUUUUAAAUUGAGUCAAUUGCACUGUGGAGUUCAGAGUUAGAGUAAAUAAAAAAUGGCACACCCGCUAAAGCUGGUCACUGCCCGCGAAAAAUUAAUGGCCUUUAUCAGAGAAAUAUCGUAAUGAAAGCAUGUCUCACGCAAGAAACUUUGGAACCCUUUGUAAUAAUCAAAAUAACAGCCUAACGAUGCUUUCAGAUCUUAAGAUGAGCGGGUGUAGGAACAUCUAACACACCCCUCCCACUUUGUAAACAUGUGGCCGAAGUCCACUUUGUUGUAACUUUGGGCAAGACCCUACUCCCACAGUGUCUCUUUCAAGGACUGACGGAGGAUGGAGGGGAGGAGGGGAGGAGGGGGUGUGGGGGGUCCAAAUUUGAGUCAGAAAACACAGAAAGUUUAUUUGCAAUAGAUCAGAAAUAUUUUAGUUCAAGUAACUUUUAAAUUCUUCAUAUUGAGUAAUAGCAUGCGGUUCUUGCAUGAAUUUUGGAGUCAGUCAAGAGGUAAAAGAAAACCACACGUCUUAUGGUCGGGUUCGUAUCCCGUGGACCUUCCCACUGGACCUGCCAUUGGGACUGGCUGGCGAACUGUCAGAAAAACCUGGCGAAAUAUUGGAAAGUACCUGCGAUAGACUGGUACUGCAUCCACGAAGAUUGGCAAUGCUCUUAUCCGCUUCACACCAUGGUAACGGGGAUCCGCCACAGCAAUUCUGUAAGGGCAGAUAUUGCCAAUGCGCUUAUGUAAAGAAAAGACAGAACAGAUUAAAGUAUCUCUAACUUCUGUCUUUAUCAAUUUGUUUUCGUUAGGCCUUGAGUAGGGCUUCACAACUCAUCAACAUUGAUAAACCUAAGAUUGCCCGACACGUUCGUCAGAAGAGAUAUGACGCUGUGUCAGGCGUCUACAAUCUUCUUUUGGAUGAAGAGAGGAAAAAAGUACUUUCGUCAAACAACUGCGCUGGAGGUGUUAUGAGAACGAGUGAUCAAGGGAAUUCGGUCAUACGGGUACUCAUCAAUUCUACCACGUGUGAUGGCAAGGAGGAUGGUUCCCAGUGUAAUGAAAGUAAAAGCUCGACCGGUUCUGACAGUGAGAAUUCACAAACCGAGCCCGACUGGGACCAAGCGCGAACACAAAAGCAUGUAGUCCACAAACCUGAGUAAGUUUAAACUUAAUUGAGUUACAAAGCCACAGUUUUCCUGUUAAGAGAUUAUAUGAUUUCAAGUGCUUAAAAUAAGAGGUAAAGGUGUGGUUUGGUCAUCUCGUAUUGUCCCCCAGAUGUGCAUACGAUUCCUAAAGCACAGAAGGAGUAAUCGGUUCUUCUGGUCUUAAUAAAUCAUUAGAUCGAAAUUUCCAUUGCUUUAACAUAUGUCUGCUAGCCUAGCAAAACUUACCAAAAAGACAGGCUCAUGUUAUCGAAUAAUUAACAAUGGCUAUUUACCAUCUCGCAUCCAACACGCGCUCGUGGAAUGAACGUUAAAUUUAGGUCACGCCAUAUGCGACUCACUUAGCUCCCUGUCUAUUAUGGCAAAGACAGCGGGCAGUAAGGCUGAUCAAUAUUGAAGUUUUUUCAGUACAACGCUUCGCUUCUUUGCUAGGGUUAGCUGUCUCACGAGUCAAUAGAAUUUGAUUAAUUGAACGUGCGCGUCUCGCUUCUCAUAUUGUAGUGCUAGUUCACAUGCACUAAGGUAAUAAUUUUAUGUUCUGUUUCUGUUUUAGAGAAAACAAGUCUGUCGAAGAACAUUUCGAGGUAAUAACUGGACGUUUCAGAAAUUUAAGUUAACUAACCAUCCUAUCGCUUAUUAGAGAAAGAGAAGUAUUGGAAACACUGACUUGACAUUAAUUUUGUUAUUUUACUAGGACCUCUGGAUCAGGGGGCAUAAAGUUCGCUGCACUCAGUCGACGCUAACCAGAAGACAGUCCCACAAGAAAACACGACCCAACACAGCCCUCGAAGGGCAACAUGCACCGAGAGAGACACCGUCUUUCUGUAAGCAAAGAAAUAAGAGUACACGUGCUUUGCAAAGAACCCGCAAAACGAGAUGUAAAUCAUGUGUUCCGCGGAUUACAAUUGACAGUGAGGUGAAAGGAACACAGAUGGUUGUGUCCCCCCGGAUAAAACUGGAGACCAAGCUAUUGGUUCCCCAAUCCCCGCAACAAGAAACAAACAUUCAAAUUCCGACUUCGGAAAAGUUUGCAAAUAGUGGAAGUCUUUCGGAAGAGAGAGUAAAACCUAGUGUAAGUACCUCAGAGAGAAACUGCGUACAAUCAAAGAUGGAUGCCGGAGACAUUCAAAACGAAAAUGCCGACGUGAAUCUCGAGCACAAAGCUGACAUGAAAACGACAAUACGAUCGGAAUACGGUCUCAAGGUUACCUUUGGAAAUACACAGACCACAAAGUCGACUGCAGCCAAGGGUGAAAACGCUUCGCAAAUGCUGCAAUUGAACCAAAAGUUUUCAUCCGCAAGGAAUUCAAUCCGGUCCCCAAAAAGUGGGAGUAAGAUUUCCCCUUCAUCACUAGCACAAUGUUCUAACAGAACAGUGUCAUCUCUAAGAACAAGUCAGUUUGUAGAUAUUGCUGAUUAUUACAAGCACGUUCCUCAGCCUCCAAAAUCACGUGGUGCUCCACAACAAGGCGCAUCGCGGAUUCCACCCAAAGAAGAAGAAAGGGAAGGAAGAUGUGACAGGUAAACGCUUUCAAAACUGGACCAAUAAUUUGCGCAAAAGAAAACAAGCUUCUGCUUUAGGUACCACAGCGUAUCAGAUAAUAUAAUCUUGCACACACUGUUUAGCACGACAAGCUAAAAGAAAUUUUAGACUGAUUUGCGACGACUUUUUAAGAUUUUAAGAUUUGCAGCGAUUUCUAAUCAUAACCUUUUUUUGAAAACAACUAUAGACACCCCCCUUUAAUUCCCGGAUCAAAUUUGUAAUUCUCCUUACCGCCAACCGUACAAUUCUUAUGUUAGUUCAGAGAAUUUAGUGUUGCAUCAACUAAUUAUUCCCAAAUUGAUAUUUUUCUUUACUAUCAUCACUUAUCUGGUUGAUAUUGUAUUGACAUUGUAAGGAGAAAUUCUGUCUUGGUCACUCAUGGGAUUUAAAGGGUUAAGUUAAAACUGAUUUUUUUUAGAGCAUUACCGAGCCAGAUUAGAAAAUGACAGGUAUUGCUUCGAUGGAUAAAUUUCCUUCACAGGUUUUCUUGUAGUAUGUUCAUAAGCGUUGCCAUGAUUUAAGCCUUUACACCCUAGCAUCAGUAUGUAUAUUCUCGAUAUUGUUUUCUGCACCCGUCUUGAGGUGCUAACAAGGAGAAUUUAUUUAACAAUCAAGAGUUUCUUUAGUUGGUGAUCACUUCAUUUCACUUCAGUUAUUUUAUUCUGACCUUUGACGUUAGAUUCAGGGGUGAUAUUGUGAGGAAAAAUUUGCUAGUCACACCUAAAGGUUAAACGGUUUAAACACCGUUCUUUCUAUUCAUUUCCAGUAUUUCUGCUUUGUGCCAGUCCUACAUGAAGAACAAGAAAACACCGCAACAUCCCCGCCUGUCCAUAAUGCAGGCGCGGGAAAUUCUUCAACUUGAGUCCAAGUUUCACACCAAAUAUGGCAGGAGACUUGGCACAGAGGACAGCAAUAGCAACCCAGACUCAAGUAAACAGCCUGAGAAUCAAGUGCCACACCACAGAGAUGAAAGCAUCGUUACUCAUGACCAAAAAAACGAGACUCAAACGAAAACGUACUUCCAGCUCGGCAUGCGAAACUACUUCAAAGAAAUUCCCUCACUCCGGGAACAAAGGGAAAUAACUGCAUGCGUUAUUAAUCGUGAGGAAAAUCUUCGUGAAAAGAAAAAUGUGUCGAGCUACGAACGGCAAGCUGGACCAGACCUCUCAAGGGAACCAUAUUUUCAUGACAACAGACCUGACAACAUCAAUAUGGAUGAGGUGAGAGUCGGUACAGAUGACCACAGUGCUACCAAUCAGGACAGUCGAGAAGUAGAGAGUAAAUUACGACCGCAACAAGAGGAAUCCAUUAAAAGACAAAAAGAGAAGGAACUGCUCGAAUACCAGGAGAGAGAGCGAAACAGGUUUCUGCAAGAAAUCAAGGAUCAAGAACGGAGACAGAUUAUAACGGAAUAUUUACAAAACGUUUACACGCGCAGUACUGCGCAACCUCACAGUGUUAGAGGUCAGUCUGGUACUCGAACUAACAACGUAACCAGGCAAGGCCGCGCCCAUUCUGUGCUCACUCGAUCAUCAGACCGACAAAGCUCCGACGUACCCCAGGUGAUCACAAAACCAGUUCCUAUCUUACAGCAGGCAACCAGGGAUUCUCAAGCAGACAAGAGAACUGUCAGUUUUAGAGGUCCAAAUGAGUCUAAAGCAACCAACGCUGUGAGGUUCUUUAACGAGUGGAGCAACAGUGUGUUUACAGAGUAUAUCAACAGCUCUGACAGUAGUGCCGAUAAGGGGACAGAACAACACAAAUUUAAGGUAAGUGGUAGAACCAAUGUACAACCAAGGACUUUGCUGGGGGGCCAGUCAUUUAUCUCCUGAGUUGGGGAAGGGGGGGUUAGGAGGAUUUGGGGAUCACAUGGUUUUCAGGGGGAACCGAGGGAGGAUCAAUCGCCGCUAACAGAAUAUAAAGGGGGACUGUAGAAAAUUAACUGCCAAUGAAGGGGAUUUUUAGAGUAUUACAGAGCCGGGGGGGUUUAGGAGGAUUUGGGGGAUCAUAUGAUUUUCAGGGGGAACCGAGGGAGGAUCAGUCGCCGCUAACAGAAUAUAAAUGGGGGACUGUAGAAGAUUGACUGCCAAUGAAGGGGAUUAUUAGAAUAUUACAGAGCCUACGGGGGGGGGGAAUCAGGUACGUGUUAUUUUGGCACAACCUAUUUUUUCCGUCUCCCCAGGCGAUAACGACUUAUCCCUAUGCUGGAAAAAAAAUCCAUUGGUUAAUUCAUAACCAGUUUUCGGUUCAUAGUUAAUUAAACCAAUAAUAAGAGGAAGUAAAUGCAAUCCCAGAUUGCUAAUAAUAAUCUUUGAAAGACGUUACAAAGCCGUUCUUUGUGCAUUUUUGUUCCCCUGUGGCAGAUGAACGACCCCAGUUAUUGGAUAGAACAGCAUCUAAACGGGGUACUCGACGAAGCAACUUUAAGAAGAGAAUACCGCCAUUAUCAACAAUCCAUCUUCAGAGAAACUUGA
Messenger RNA from Pocillopora meandrina, 17887 nucleotides. NCBI's taxonomy places the organism in Eukaryota, Metazoa, Cnidaria, Anthozoa, Scleractinia, Pocilloporidae. The record is from the annotation of a GenBank genome assembly.